CGCGCCCGCCAUCUUCUAGCUAAUAAACGGCCGAAAUAAAACAUUGAGCAAACCGCUGUUUAUUUCUCUCGCAAUACUCUGUCGUAAUUGCUAUUCCGAACCAUGAGUGAUAUUGAGGACGGACACUAUAAAGGACGGGGGUCACGCUCCCCAUCUAAAUCGGAUGGAGGGACUCCAGCUCGGGUCAAGUCGGAGAGCAGGUCCGGCUCCCCGAGCCCAGCCCGGGUCUCCAAGCGCUCUGGGUCCAGAUCCCGGUCCAGAUCCAGGUCUCAUUCCAGGCGACACUCCAACCGCCGCUAUAGCCGCUCGCGUUCUCGGUCCUAUUCCCAGCGGAAGAAGUCGCGCUCACGUUCCUACAGUACCGAGUACCGCCGCAAGAAGAGCCAGAGCACCUCUCCCGUUUCGAGCCGGCGCCGAAACACUGGCAGCAGGAGCCAUGACUUCCCAAAAGAAGCAAGCAAUCAUGGCGCCGAUGCUGAUGUGAGGGCCAACCCUGACCCCAGCACAUGUUUGGGAGUGUUUGGCUUGAGCUUGUACACGACGGAGCGGGACCUGAGGGAGGUGUUUUCUCGCUACGGCCAUCUGGCCGGGGUCAAUGUGGUGUACGACCAGCGCACGGGACGCUCCCGCGGCUUUGCUUUUGUUUACUUCGAAAGAAUUGAUGAUUCUAAAGAGGCAAUGGAGCGAGCCAAUGGCAUGGAGCUGGACGGGAGACGCAUCAGAGUGGACUAUUCCAUUACUAAACGUGCUCACACCCCCACGCCAGGAAUCUACAUGGGCCGACCAACUCACAAUGGUGGUGGCGGCGGCGAAAGGAGCGGCGGUGGAGAAAGGAGUGGUGGCGGCGGCGGUGGCAGGAGGGGGAGAGACAAUCAUUACGACCGGGGUUAUGAGCGCUACGACAGAUAUGACGAGUACGACUACAGGUACAGCCGCAGGCGCUCCCCGUCUCCCUACUACAGCCGCUACAGGUCUCGCUCGCGGUCUCGCUCCUACAGCCCACGGCGGUACUAGGUUUCUGCUUUCGACCUUCAGCGUCCCUCCAAUAAUUGAUCUGUGUGUGUGCGCGUGUGUCUCAUCAAGGUGUUUCUAACGGGAACCGCUUGAAUCAGCAUGUCUAUCAACAGAACUCUAAAGUUUGAGAUUUUUCUUGUUUACAUGCAAUAGAUGUCUUCAUUUUUAGACGUUUUGAUGCAUCCGUGUUGAGCGUGAGCAACGAACUCUUGCUUCAUCCUUAGACUCGCACCCUUCCUUCCACCUUCACUUUCUGCAGCAAAGCAACCUCUUUUUCCUGUUGUGUGAUCGCCGCUAACGUGGCCCUUGUCAUGGUGGAGAAAGUAAACUGGGUUUUUGUAAAUAAUGGUGAAGUUAAUUUUACAACUUGUUGGAAGUCAAUGGAACAGUCCACUCUGUUAAGAUCACCGAUUGAUCUUUGCUGGUAAGUAGCAGGUGAUUGAGGCCAUUAGUAGUUCUUUGCGCUCUUUUUUUUUUUUUUUUUUUUUUUUAAGUCAAGGAAGUCAUCAUUUGAAUUUCUGUAGUUUUAUUACAAUGUACUACCUUUUUUAUUGUUUGUUUGUAUGGAAAUACAAAUAUAUGAAAACUCAA
Gasterosteus aculeatus aculeatus (three-spined stickleback) is the source of this 1605-nucleotide messenger RNA. It is a transcript of the gene tra2a, whose product is annotated as transformer 2 alpha homolog. Gene Ontology annotation, molecular function: RNA binding. The record is from RefSeq and is a predicted model, not a curated record. Lineage: Eukaryota; Metazoa; Chordata; Actinopteri; Perciformes; Gasterosteidae.